Messenger RNA from Colletotrichum karsti, 2694 nucleotides. RefSeq lists its product as uncharacterized. The transcript is spliced from 3 exons. Gene Ontology annotation, cellular component: MCM complex; nucleus. The coding region runs from base 1 to 2694 and encodes 897 amino acids. Lineage: Eukaryota; Fungi; Ascomycota; Sordariomycetes; Glomerellales; Glomerellaceae. Gene Ontology annotation, molecular function: ATP binding; single-stranded DNA binding; single-stranded DNA helicase activity. The record is from RefSeq and is a predicted model, not a curated record. Gene Ontology annotation, biological process: DNA strand elongation involved in DNA replication; double-strand break repair via break-induced replication; mitotic DNA replication initiation.
AUGGACUCGUUCAUGCUGCAAGAUGCAGCCGCCUUGGAUCGUGUGCGCCUGGCCCAAGAGUUUCUUGACCCCCAAAACGACUCUCAGGGACGCAGCUACCGGUCGGCGAUAAUCACCAUGUUGCAGAGGAAUAAAAGGAGACUUGUCGUCAAUCUUGACCAACUCCGCGCUCACAAUCCAGACCUCGCCGCGGGCGUGCUCGAGCAGCCUUUCGACUACACUCUCGCUUUCAACCAUGCCCUCAAGCAGAUUGUCAAAACGCUACCAGACUCUGGCGAUGCUGAGAAGCUCAACGAUGUCUCGUACUACUGUGCCUGGGCAGGCAGCUUUGGUCUGAACGCUUGCAACCCCCGAACCCUAUCAUCCCAACACCUCAACAGCAUGGUCUCACUAGAAGGCAUCGUCACUCGAUGCUCACUUAUUCGGCCAAAGAUCGUCAAGAGUGUUCAUUACAACGAGAACAAGGAUGUUUUCCAUUUCCGAGAAUACCAGGACCAGACAAUGACCAACGGCGUCACCACAUCGAGCGCCUACCCCCAAGAAGACGACGACGGAAACCCCCUCACAACGGAGUACGGGUUUAGCACCUACCGAGACCACCAGACCAUAUCCAUCCAGGAAAUGCCUGAGCGUGCCCCUGCCGGUCAGCUGCCCAGAGGCGUUGAUGUUAUACUCGACGACGAUCUCGUGGACGUCGUGAAGCCUGGAGAUCGUGUGCAGCUAGUUGGUAUCUUCAGAACCCUUGGUAACAGAAACACGAACCACAACAGUGCCUUGUUCAAGACGGUCAUCAUCGCAAACCACAUCGUCCUCCUGUCUUCCAAAUCGGGAGGUGGCGUUGCUACACACACCAUCACCGAUACCGACAUCCGAAACAUCAACAAGAUUGCCAAGAAGAAGAACCUCCUCCAGCUACUCUCCCAAUCCCUGGCACCCAGUAUCUACGGCCAUGACCAUAUCAAGAAGGCAAUUCUUUUGAUGCUCCUCGGCGGAGUGGAGAAGAACCUGGACAACGGCACGCACUUGAGAGGUGACAUCAACAUUCUCAUGGUAGGAGAUCCAUCUACCGCCAAGUCUCAGCUUCUUCGCUUCGUCUUGAACACCGCUCCACUUGCCAUUGCCACCACCGGACGCGGCUCCUCGGGCGUCGGCUUAACAGCCGCUGUGACUUCAGAUAAAGAGACGGGAGAGAGACGACUGGAGGCAGGAGCCAUGGUAAUGGCUGACCGUGGAGUGGUGUGCAUUGAUGAAUUCGACAAGAUGUCUGAUAUUGACCGCGUCGCUAUUCACGAGGUCAUGGAGCAGCAGACCGUCACCAUUGCUAAGGCUGGGAUCCAUACGUCCCUCAACGCCAGGUGCAGUGUUGUCGCUGCCGCCAACCCCAUUUUUGGUCAGUACGACACGCACAAGGACCCGCACAAGAACAUCGCUCUGCCUGACUCUCUCUUGUCACGUUUCGAUCUGCUCUUUGUUGUCACCGACGACAUCGAAGACACCCGAGACAGGCAGGUUUCGGAGCACGUAUUGCGGAUGCAUCGGUACCGCCAAGCGGGAACCGAAGAAGGCGCCCCGGUUCGCGAGAACGGCAACCAAGCCCUUGGAGUCGCUCUCAGCAACCAGGCCGACGUCCAACGGCCUACCGACGUUUUCGAAAAGUACGAUGCGAUGCUUCAUGCUGGUGUGACGGUAACAUCCGGCCGCGGCUCGAAUAAGAAGCCCGAGGUGCUCAGCAUUCCGUUCAUGAAGAAAUACAUCCAGUACGCCAAGAAGAUACAGCCUCAACUUACGGAAGCCGCCAAUGAUCGAAUUGUCGAUACUUUUGUCGGGCUGCGUAACGACGAAAUGGAAGGAAAUCAGCGACGGACUAGUCCCCUUACUGCUCGUACUUUGGAAACACUAAUUCGCUUAGCCACCGCCCAUGCUAAGUCUCGUCUUUCCCGUACCGUUGAGGAGCGUGAUGCUCUCGCUGCGGAGGCCAUUCUGCGAUUUGCCAUGUUCAAGGAAGUGGUCGAGGACGAGUCGAGAAAGAAGCGGAGGAAAACACAGACCACCGACUUUGCUUCUUCCAGCGACGAAAGCUCCGAUGAGGACGAUGAUGACUCAAACUAUCGUAGCACUACAAACCGGACGCCUGCAUCGCGGACAACGCGAUCAACCAGAGGGGUCGCUCGCCCUCGAGCAACUGCCAGCAACCACAGUGUCGCCAAUGGUGUUAGCGACGAUGGCGAGGAUAGCGACGAGGAGCAACCAGCGCCUGCAGGAUCGGAAGACACUCAUGACGCCACGCCAAGGAGUUCUCGUCGUUCCGGUCGCGCUGCAGCUUCAAGCGCAGCCUCGCACACGCAGACAUCUUUCGCUUCGUCAGUGCCAUCCUCGCAGCUGCCAUCGCAAGCGCAAGAGGAUGAGGAGGAUGACGAGCUUGCUUCCGGGACUGCCGGGCUUGUCAUUGCAGAUGAACCCAUCAGUGGUCCUCGGCUGGCGACGUUUAGAGCCACUCUCGGCCAACUACUUAACACAGCCUUGUUCGAAGACGAUUCGGCCAGCGUUGACGCCAUUGUUGAAGGAGUAAAUGGCAAGCUUCGGCCGAACAGUGGCGGCGCGUUCAGCAAAGAUGAAGCAGUGAAGGCUCUCAAGAAGAUGGAUGCUGCUAACCAGAUUAUGUAUACCGAUGGAGAACUCGUGUACAAGAUUUAA